AUGGCCACCCCAUCGCGCUCCCUGCAGGCAUCUGCCCUAACCUUCGCCCUCCUCUCCAUCGGACACACGCUCGGCGGCAAAGAAUGGCAAUCCGACCCACGUUUCAAGUCCCUCGCGCGUACCAGGUCAUGGUCCUGCGCCAAAGUCGGCUGGUACCAGGGGAGCGCUUUUUUCUUGAUCACCGGUAUUCUUCACUACCAAUGGUCCCAUAACCCCCAGGCCCUCCAGGACCCGCUGAACAGGGCCAUGGCUGGUCUUGUUAAUGCGCUGCUGUGGGCGAGCUCUGGCUGGUACUUCAAGAAUGGGGUUAAGGAUAAUGGUUGGGCUGUUGGGUUGUCUGCUCUGUGGCAUGCUUAUAGUGUUGUGAGCAACGCUUUUUAG
Penicillium lagena is the source of this 381-nucleotide messenger RNA. RefSeq lists its product as uncharacterized. NCBI's taxonomy places the organism in Eukaryota, Fungi, Ascomycota, Eurotiomycetes, Eurotiales, Aspergillaceae. Bases 1 to 381 code for a protein of 126 amino acids. The record is from RefSeq and is a predicted model, not a curated record. The transcript is spliced from 2 exons.